AUGACGGCCACCGCCGAUCAGCAACACCGCCGCCCUCCUCACGUUCUGGUGGUGACGCACCCGGCACAAGGCCACCUCAACCCAGCCCUCCAAUUCUCCACGCGCCUGGCGGCUCUCGGAUGCCGCGUCACCCUCGCCACCACCGUCUCCGGCCACCGCCGCAUCGCCAGCUAUUCCCUCCCGGAGGGGCUCGCCGUCUCAACAUUCUCCGACGGAUACGACGACGGAGUGGGAUCGUCGUCCCAGGCCGACGACCAGACGCAGCAGUGGGCGAAUUUCGUGAGCCGCGGGUCCCAGUUCGUGAGAGAGCUCAUCGCUUCCAACGCCGAGGGAGGAGCACCUUUCGCUCGCUUGGUGUACACGCCGCUGCUGACGUGGGCGAUGGAGGCGGCGCGUGAGGAGAGUCUCCCCGCGACGCUCCUCUGGAUCCAGCCGGCCACGGUGCUCGACAUCUACUACUACUACUUCGUGGCCGGGUACGAGGAGAAGAUUUUGGACGGAUGCAAGGAUCCGUCUUUUGUCGUGGAGCUGCCUGGACUCCACGUCAGCUUCGCUUCCAAGGACCUCCCUUCUUUCCUCGUCCCUUCAAAUCCGUAUCCUGCGGUUCUCAAAGUAAUGAAAGAUCAGAUCGAAGUUUUGUCCUCCUCGGAGGACAGGCCGAAGGUGUUGGUCAACAUCUUCGACGCGUUGGAACCUGAUGCCCUGAGAGCGUUGGAGGGGAAGCUCGACAUGGUAGGGAUUGGGCCCUUGGUCGACCUUACCACUUCCAACAUUGAUGACGUUGGUAGUGUUAAGUAUAUGACGUGGCUCGACUCGCGAGCCACGUCAUCUGUUGUUUACGUGUCGUUUGGAACCAUGGCCGCGGUAUCGAGGAGGCAGAAGGAGGAGGUGGGGAAGGCGUUGUUGAGCAGCGGGAGAUCCUUUCUGUGGACUUUAAGGAAGGAGCCAGAGAAGGAGGAAGAGGAGGAGGCUGAGUCGAGAUGGAGGGAGGAGAUGGAGAAGGAGGCUGAGGAGUGUGGGGGGAUGAUAGUCGAGUGGUGCUCGCAAGUGGAUGUGUUGGCACACCCCGCGGUGGGGUGCUUUCUGACACACUGUGGGUGGAACUCGACGCUGGAGAGCAUGUGUUUGGGUGUGCCGAUGGUGGGGUUUCCUCAGUUUUCGGACCAACAGACGAACGCGAAGCUGGUGGAGGAUGUUUGGAGGACAGGGGUGAGGGUGGUGGUGUCGGAGAAUGGCGGUGGAGAUGGCACCGGCGGUGGUACUGCGGUUGGUGCGGUGGUGGAAGGAGAGGAGAUAAGGAGGUGUUUGGAGUUGGUGAUGGGAGAGGGAGAAGUGGGAGAGGAAGUGAGGAGGAAUGCGAAGAAAUGGAAGGAGCUUGCGAGGAGUGCUGCGGGGGAAGGAGGGACUUCCCACGUCAACCUCAAGGCUUUCGUGGAUGAGAUUGCUAGCUAUAGCUAG
Messenger RNA from Linum tenue, 1458 nucleotides. Lineage: Eukaryota; Viridiplantae; Streptophyta; Magnoliopsida; Malpighiales; Linaceae. The record is from the annotation of a GenBank genome assembly.